UUUUAAACUGAAAUAGUUAUUUCAUCAUGAAUAAUAUAACACGAAAAAGUGUCGGAGGGUUUGAACCUUUUUCCCCCUCCUCCGAAACGGCCUUGCGAUCGUUGGUUACAAUAUUAUGUGCUUAUAUUGAUGUUAUUUGAUAUUGAUCGUUACGUAUAUAAAUACACCGUACAAACCGUACACCGUUUUAAACGCAAUCGUUUUGUUAUAAUUAUAUGGUGGACAAUAUCUCCAUGAUUGCGCGGUCUGUGUUUAUGACGGUUAUGCAGUUAUAUACUGGUGAUGAUUUUUACAUGCAGUCAUGGAAGAACCAUAUGAAAAAGAAUUGUAUAAUAUUUUUAAAAGUUUUGAAAGUGAUGAAAAUGAUGAGUUGGACCAUAAAGGAGUAAAUGCUCUUUGUGAUACACUACAAUUGGAUUUUGGCCAACGUAAACAAUUAUGGUCGUUCUUGGAUCAGAAUUCAACUGUUUCUUUUGAACAAUUUCGAGAUGCUUUGAUUUGUUUGGCCAAUAAUGGUUUAAAAGAAGAAAUUUAUUCUAGAGAUAUUUCCCCGGUUAGGGAAAUAUCACCUAAGUAUGUUUUUGGUGAAAAAAAAUAUGGCCGUCGAACAAAGCCUCGAGACGAUAGUUUUACUCUAAAUCAAUCAGAAAUUACUCAAGAUUUAAAUAGUAGCUUACCGUUAUCUCCUCGAAAACUAGAAUAUGUCAAUGUACAUUCAGAUAUAAAACCUGAUGAUGAAACACUAAAUAAAAACCUAUUAUCACAAUGUGAUGACAAACAUGAUUUAUUAAGAGAACGGUUGAUUAUGGAUAAACACAAUUUAAGUUUAGUCUGUGAAAACAUGGGUAUCACAUCCAAUGGACUUGUAUCAAAACCUCAACUAAUCAGUAUAAUCCAACACUUUGACUGUAAUGAAAAAUUAUUUGAGAAGAUCAAUGAAAAAUAUUCUAAUGAUAAUAUAACAAUUAAAGAAGUUUUGGAAUUAAUUAGCAGUCUUGAUUUCCGGUCUGUUUCACCAAAUUCUGAAACAUCAACUUCUGGAAUUUCAUCAACGUCAUAUUAUCAUAGAGAAGAUAAUUCACCAAAUUCAAUGGUGGUAAAUGUUUGCACUCUUAUUGAAUUAUGGGAAAGUAGUGGUAUACCUGAAUCAGUUAACUUGUUACAAGAACUAGGGAUUGACACUUCUUUAGAUACAGUAUAUGUACCUGAUCUAGUAACUAUUGUGAACAACCAACUCAAUAAAGUACGAAAUAACUUUGUUGACUCAUCAUUACCAGAAUAUGAUUUGAUUAACUCACCAUUUAUUUUACUUAAAGCUUUAAGUUCAUUAAAUGAAUAUCAAGUAAAAUGGCUAAAAAUGAUUAUUGAACAGAUGAACUGUGAGAGAGAGAAAUUAAAGGAUGAUGUUGAUACUGCUAAUAAUAGAGCAGCAAUGCUUGCGCAAGAAGUUGAUGAAAAUCAUAUGCGACUAGAAAAAUCAUCAGCUGAUAAAAUUGCUGCUCUAGAACACAAACAUCAUGAAGAACGGAAAACACUUAUUGAUCAAUGGGAUUCAGAAAAAGACCAAUUGUUGAAUCAAAAUAUUUUGCUCAAAGAUAAAUUACAGCAAGUACAAGAUUAUGAAAAUGAAUUACAAUCUGAACUCUUUAAAAACAAAAAACAACUGAGUCUAUUAGAAAAUGAAAAUACACGAUUGAAUGAACAAUUAGAAGAAAUAAAAGAAAAAAAUGUGUGCUUAGAAAUUCAAGUUCAAGAAAUUCCACAGUUAAAAUUGAAGACAUUGGAAUUGGAAUCAAAUAAUGAGCAAAUUUUAGAUCUCGUGGAAAAAAUUGAUACUUUAAAAAAUGAUAACAAAUUUCUCAGAGAUCAAAAUGAUGAACUAGUUAUUGAACUUGAAGCAACUAAAAGAAUUGAAAAUUUGGAAGCUGAUAGGUCAUUUGAAACUAAUGUCAGGAAUUUUUUGGCUGAAGAAAAUAGUCCCAACUGUUUUGGCAAAGUGAAAGAAUUUCCUAUUGAGUCCUCUUUGGAGGUUGGAGAGAAUGAUAGUACAAAUACUUCUGAAACAUAUACCAUUGAAUCUGACUUUGAAACAUGGAAUAAAUGUGAAAAUAUGGGAGAAUCAGAUAAAAAGUGUUCUCAGUCUUCAAUGCUUGUUACUAGUAUAAAAACAACACUAUCAUCCCAGACACAAAUUGAUUCUUCUCAUUUAGAUGAAUUGAUUGACUAUUUGGAAUAUUUGAAACAUACUCCUCAAGUCAUUAAUUCGAUACAAGUUAACAAAAAUAAGUUACUAUUACAAGAGUCUCUAGAUAGUUUUGCGACUUCAUCGCCUUUAAAUAAAUAUCCAACAAGAAGGUCAUUAAAUAAGCAAUUUGAGAGUUCAUUAGAAAUGGAAUUUAUGGAUACUACUUUGAUGGAAGUGACAAAUGGUAGUGUAGAACAAUUGAAACAAAUGUUCAACCAGUGUAAAUCAGAUAAUCAUGAACUGUAUGAAAAAUGUGAAAAAAUUGAGAAAGAUUGGGAAUCUAGAUAUAAUGAGAUAUGCAAUGUAGCAGACAAAGCUUUAGACGAAGCUAAACGGUUGAAAGAUGAAUGCACUGAUCUGGAAAAUGGUAUCGAUGCAUUACGUAAUGAAUACUUUGAAUGUGAAGAAUAUUGGUCACAAAAAUUGGAUGAAGAACGUAAAUUAAAUGAAUUAGAGAAGAAAGUAAGUGAAGAAAAAUUGAAUGAUCUAGAAGCAAAGAUCAAAGAAUAUAGUGAAAUGAUGGAGUCAACCACUGUUAAAAGAUUACCUCCAAUUGAUGAAAAUGCUGAACUUGAAGAACAAAUAAACUGUAUUCAACAAGAAUUUUCAAGUUAUCGUGUUAAAAUAGAAGAAGAAAUGCAAAAGAUUAAGAAUGAAAAUGAUAAAUUAAAAUCUCAAAUCAUCUUACCGGUUGAAAAAAUAGAUCGUGAAGUACCAAAUUGUCAAUUUAAGGAACCAUGUGAAAAAUGUUAUGAAAAUGCAAAAGUGUACAGUGAUUUAAAAAAUAAAAUGUUUGACUUAAGAAAAAAUCGUGAAAAAUUAGGUGUGGAAUGCCGUAAUUUGUUGCAACGAAGGAGUACACUUAAAAAUGAAAUAUUACAACUACAAGAAUAUCUAAAUGUACUUUCAAACACCCACAAAGAAUUAUUUGUGCGGAAAGAAAUGAAUCAAGCAAACCAGAUGUCUGUAGAUACCAGGAAAUGCAAAGAACUUGAGCAGAAGCUUCAUGAUGAACAGGCCAGACAUCAAAAGUUAACCAAUGCCAUAUGGAAUGAACAUCAAACAAAAAUAGAUGUGGCUCACAAGUUAUUGCGUACAGCCCAAGAUAAGCUUGAAGAACAAAUUAAAAUGAGACAUGAACAAAAUAAACAACUCAUGAGCGCUGAUAUGAUUGUUAAAGAUUUAUUCAUCGAAAACGCCAAACUUGUGUCUAUAAUUCAUAACCUCCAAACUCAAAUUGAUCGCUCGUCAAAUUAUAAUUCAAUGUAA
Messenger RNA from Sipha flava (yellow sugarcane aphid), 3514 nucleotides. It is a transcript of the gene Bsg25D, whose product is annotated as blastoderm-specific protein 25D. Gene Ontology annotation, biological process: microtubule anchoring at centrosome. The coding region runs from base 302 to 3514 and encodes 1070 amino acids. The record is from RefSeq and is a predicted model, not a curated record. Gene Ontology annotation, cellular component: centrosome. NCBI's taxonomy places the organism in Eukaryota, Metazoa, Arthropoda, Insecta, Hemiptera, Aphididae. The transcript has 18 exons.